Molecule: messenger RNA, 3060 nt
Organism: Coffea arabica (coffee)
Lineage: Eukaryota; Viridiplantae; Streptophyta; Magnoliopsida; Gentianales; Rubiaceae
Source: RefSeq, a predicted model, not a curated record
AUGACUGAGGGAGAUCAGUUUUUUUCUCUAGAAAUUUGUCACCCUCAUGUGUCAGUUCCAAUUACUGUUACUGCAGUAUAUGCUGCCUCUACGUUAGAGGCUCGGAGGGUCCUCUGGGACGGUUUGUUGCAGUGUCAACCGCAUCACAAGCUUUGGAUUGUUGUUGGAGAUUUCAAUGUGGUCGUUGAACCAUGGGAAAAGAGAGGGGGGCGGCCUUUUAGAGUGGUUGAGGCUAGUGACUUUGUUGAAUGUAUGGGUUCUGCGGGAUUGUUCGAUGGGGGCUUCUCAGGGCCGAACUUUACCUGGUGUAAUAAUCGCCACGGUAGGGCAAGAAUUUGGAAGCGGUUAGAUCGUCUUUUGCUGAAUGCGGCAUAUUUAGACAUACAUUUGUCUGUCACUGUUUCCCAUUUGGCGCGACAUCCAUCGGAUCAUGCCCCGUUGCUUAUGGCGGUGUCUACCCGGUUGGAUGGCAAGCCUCGGUGUUUUAGAUUCAUAAAUGCGUGGGCUGACUAUGACGAUUUCAGGGGGGUGGUGAAGCAGUCUUGGGAGCAAGAGUGUAUGGGGCCGCCGGUGCACGUCCUCUGUAGGAAGCUGCAGCGCUUAAGGCCGAUAAUUCAAGCGUGGAACAAGGAUCGAGUGGGCAAUUUCUCUAACAAUGUGAGGAAGGCGGAGGCGGAAGUAGCUGGUUUGGAACAAGGUAUGGUAGGUGGGGGAUCUGAUAAUGAGCUACUGCGGUUACAUCAGGCCCAGGCUCGGCUUAACCGUGCGUUAGCCAUGGAGGAAGUCUUGUGGAAGCAACGGUCGAGAGUCAAAUGGUUGCAGUUGGGGGAUAGGAACACAAAAUUCUUCCACUCCGUGGUGAAGCAACGGCGAAUGCAGGCUGUGAUUCAUGGUAUUCAAGAUUCCAAUCACAAGUGGGUGACUGAGGAUGCGCGUAUUGGGUCUGAAGCAGUUAAGUACUUCUCCUCUCUUUUCUCGAUGGAGGAGGAUCCAGCCUCUUCGGCGACGGUUGGGGUCAUUCCUAAAAUGGUGUCAUUGGAAGACAAUGAGUUUUUGCAGAACAUGCCAUCUUUCGAUGAAAUUCAGCAAGUGGUGUUUACGAUGGAUGUGGAUAGUGCUGCUGGGUCAGAUGGGUUCACUGCACGAGGGCUGCGUCAGGGGGAUCCGCUAUCCCCUGCCUUGUUCAUAAUUGGGGCCGAGGUGUUGUCGCGAUCUCUAAACAACUUGCCCUGCUGUCGAGGGUUUCAGGGAUUUGGCGUUCCAAGGGGUUGCCCCCUAGUGACUCACUUGGGGUAUGCGGAUGAUGUACUUGUUUUCUCUAGUGCAACGACAAGAUCCUUACGGCUAGUGAAGCGAGUUUUGACUGACUAUGAGGCUGUUUCGGGGCAAAGGAUCAAUGCGGGGAAGAGUUGCUUCUUGGCUCACCCAAAGAUAUGUCCCGCCAAGAAGUUGACAAUUCAGAGGUUGACUGGCUUUAAGUAUACGCCUUUCCCAAUUAAGUAUCUUGGUUUCCCGCUGUAUUGCGGGCGACGGAAGAAAGAAUAUUUUGGGGGAUUAUGUCAAGCAAUCCUACUUCGGAUUCAGUCUUGGCAGAACAGGGUGCUGUCGCAGGGAGGGAAGAUAGUGCUGGUGAAACAUGUUCUCUCAUCUAUGCCUACUUAUUUGCUAAUGGCGGCAUCACCUUCCAAAUCUAUUUUUCAGGAGAUUGAGGGCAUGUUUUCUAAUUUUCUUUGGGGAGCUACAGAGGGGGGUACCAAGCACCAUUGGAUUAGGUGGAAGGAUUUGUGUGUGUCACAUGCUGAAGGGGGGGUUGGCUUGCGCCAAUUGGAGGAUGUCUAUAAGGCUUUCUCGAUCAAGUUAUGGUGGACCUUUCGCGCAAAUUCGUCCUUAUGGGCUGAAUUCAUGCAUGCUAGGUUCUGUCGGCAGGUGCACUCGAAUCUAGUCUCUGGGGCUAAGGGCUCAGAGGUGUGGAGAAGGAUGGUGAAGGUGCGGAAUAUUGCGGAAAGACACAUCGGAUGGAUUGUGCGGUCAGGGAGUGCUAAUUUUUGGUUCGACAAUUGGCUUGGCUCGGGCGGAUUGUCGGUGCGGUUGGAUAAUGUAUCCGAUCAUAAGGUAGCGGAUUUUGUGCAACAGGAUGCUUGGGAUGUCAGACGGAUUUUGCAGUGGGUGCCUCAGGAGAUAGCCUCGGAGAUUGUUCGGGAGGAUCCUCCUGCUGGGCAGCUUCCGGAUCUGAUGAUUUGGAGGCCAGAGCAUUCGGGGCGCUUCACGCUCAAGUCUGCUUUCUCAAUAGUCCAACAUCGUUCCUCCCCUUCACCAUUAUUCAAACGUAUUUGGCAUUAUGCUGUGCCUUUGAGAAUUUCAUUCUUCCUGCUGCGUCUGCUACGAGAGCGCCUCCCGUUGGACUGUACCUUAUGGCGGUUGGGGAUACAUGGGCCUUCACGGUGUGUGUGUUGUUCGUCUCCUGAGGUCGAAACUGUGGAGCACUUAUUCGCUGCGGGGGACAUGGCGAAUCACAUUUGGCAUUACUUUGGGGAUGCGGUUGGAGUUGCCUGGACUGGGUCGGCCUUCCACGUCUAUAUGGCAGCCUGGUGGCAAGGAAGGCACCGCAAUAAGUUUCUGAUGUUUGUUCACCAGGUUAUCCCUCUGUUGAUUUGUUGGCACAUUUGGAAGGCUCGGAAUGGCGUCAAAUAUGAAGGCAAGACGGUUGGCGGGCUUCAGGUUUGUCGUUAUAUUUUUUCCGAUCUUCUGGAGAUGUUUCGAGUACAGUUCCUGGAAUGCCGGGUUUCGACGCUAUCUUGGUUACAUUUUUAUCUGGAGAUUUCAAGUUGGAAUAGGGCAGUGUCACAUAUGCUGGUUAAAUGGGUACGGCCCUCACACGGAGCCCUAAAACUUAACACGGACGGGUGUUCCAAGGGUAACCCUGGGGUGAGUGGUGGUGGAGGGGUGCUUCGGGAGGCAAGUGGUAGGCUGGUCAUGGCGUUUUCGUGUAAUUUUGGAAUCGCUUCGAGUAUGCAGGCUGAAGCCUGUGCUUUGCUUUUUGGAGUCCAGUUAUGCCUCUAG